UCUCUUUCUGUGAAUCUUCAUUACAUCUGAAGGUCUUUUCCAUUUUGGCGAACUUUCAGACAUAGCCACAAUUUCCUUGAGUUAGAACUGUCAUUGAUCGAACAAUGAAAUAUUCGCGCCCAAUUCCAACAGGAAGUCAUAUAUUGAAAACUAAAACCCAGGCCGUUCCGGUAACGGUAUACGCUCUGGUCCCGCCGUUUGUCCUAGAUUUUUAACCCAUGGUGACUAUCAUAAAUUUCAUUACAUAGAUUGCGACGUGUCAGUUAUAGAAGUUUCUGGAUCACAAGCGGUUGAAGACGUUAGAAACAUGGAUGCGUCUAAUUUCGUUCUGAGUGGAGAUUUCGGUUAUGUCGUUCUAGUAAUGAUAUUUUCCGUUUUCGUGUUGAUGUGGAUGGGGUUCAAAGUUGGAGCCGCAAGAAAGAAGUAUGAAGUCCCUUAUCCAGCAAUGUAUAGCAAUGAUGACAGAUUUAACUGUGUCCAAAGAGCUCACCAAAACACACUUGAAAAUUACCCAUCUUACUUGCUCAUGCAAGUUCUAAGUGGACUCUUUGCUCCAAAAAUUGCGGCUGUGUCUGGUGUGAUCUGGUGUGUCGGUAAAAUAUUUUACGCUCGAGGUUACUACACAGGAGAUCCUUCUAAGAGAAUCCAAGGAUCCUUUGCCUACAUCGGACUACUGAUCAUGCUAGUGUGUUCCGUCCUAUUUGGUCUGAACCUGCUGAAGAUUACCAACUUGUGAGCCAAGUCUUCAGAUAUGUUAACAAACAUUUUAAAUAAUACGCAAUCAUUAUCUCAUUUAUGAUUGGAUGAUAUGUACGUGUUUAGUGUGAAAUAUACAAGCAUGAGAUUCCAUAUAGCCAUAAAAACGUUAUAAGAUGAAAUGAUCAAUCUCUGAAUGAAUGAAUAUACAUGUGUAUUUUGCAAUACUGAUUGUAUGUGUACAGAGCUGCCAACCCUCACGAUUUUGGCGUAAGGCUUACGAUUUUAGGGUCGAAAAUACGCCUUACGAUUUCACUGUACAUCUUCUGAUUUUCGUUUAUUUGACAUUUCGAAAUUUUUAGAGCUGUCCGUCAUUGGUUUUUACUUUUAUAAUAAGCAAGCUAUAGUCGUUGCUAUGUUUGUUUGCAUAGUCUAUAUCUAUAUAGAGUCGAGAUAUUUUAAUGCUUUAAAAUAAACAAUAUGGCAGCUGCUACUAAAUGUAAAGCAUGUGUUGAUGGAAAUAACAACAAUACUCCCCCAAAGGAGAAAACCUAAUGGAGCUAGAAAUUUAAAGAACAAUAUGCAAGUACACUGUAAACAUCUAUUCGUUUCAAAGUCAGAAAGGGGGAGUUUGUAUAAGUGUACAAUCUGUUUGACAAACUUCAACAUUUCUCACGGCGGCGAAAAUGACAUAAAGAAACCUUGCCAGAAUAAGUGAUUCAGUAACUAAAAUUAUAUAUAUAUAAAAACUUGCCAGAAUAACUGACACAGUAACUGUAAAAUUAUGCAAUAUACUAAAGUAGCAAUAUUUUUUACACAAGUUUUAGAAAGUAAAAUCAAUAAAAGAUGUAUUUGAUCUUUUGCAGUUGUAAAAUGUAUAACAAUUAGUAUGUCUAAAUUCAUUAAAUUUGGAAUUGAAAUGUGCCUGAAAUUGCUCAGGUUACAUGUUUAUUCAUAAAAAAAACUCCAGCGGCCGGGGGUCUAGGCGGCCCCCUGACCCCCACCUUACUAUUUUCCAUUUUAUAAUGUUGUCAGCUCUGCGUGUACAUGUAAACUGCAUAUUUAUAUAAUAAACAUGUAGAUUCUAUAAUUGUAGCACUGGGUAUACAUUUAUAUAUUUCCUUAAUAAAUUAAUGAUAAUCAUAUAAA
This is a messenger RNA of Ostrea edulis (European flat oyster), 1845 nucleotides long. RefSeq names its product microsomal glutathione S-transferase 3-like. NCBI's taxonomy places the organism in Eukaryota, Metazoa, Mollusca, Bivalvia, Ostreida, Ostreidae. The transcript is spliced from 5 exons. Gene Ontology annotation, cellular component: endoplasmic reticulum; membrane; nuclear envelope. The record is from RefSeq and is a predicted model, not a curated record. Gene Ontology annotation, molecular function: glutathione transferase activity; glutathione peroxidase activity. The coding region runs from base 308 to 736 and encodes 142 amino acids.